Lactuca sativa (garden lettuce) is the source of this 726-nucleotide messenger RNA. Its product is annotated as putative invertase inhibitor. Gene Ontology annotation, molecular function: enzyme inhibitor activity. NCBI's taxonomy places the organism in Eukaryota, Viridiplantae, Streptophyta, Magnoliopsida, Asterales, Asteraceae. The record is from RefSeq and is a predicted model, not a curated record.
UUCCCCUCAUACCCUCACCCUCACCGCAUCCCUUCCGAAGCACACAACAAAAAUGAAUCCUCCAUCAUUUCUUUCAUCUUUCUUUCUUCUCUUCCUUUUACUUUCUUUGUUUUUCCUGAGCAUCAAUGGCCAAAACCUCAUCUACGACACUUGCAAAACCUCCUCACAACAAGACCCCAAUGUGAAGCUCCAAUUUUGCACCUCCUCUCUCCAAGCUGCACCAGCUAGCCACUGCGCCGACCUUAAUGGCCUUGGGAUGAUGUCCAUCAGACUAACACGAUAUAACCUUACUGAUACCAGAUGUUACAUCAAACAGUUGCUGAAAAACAACACAAAGAAGCUUGAUCCUUAUGUAAAGUCGUGUUUGGAUGAUUGUUUUGAACUCUACUCUGAUGCUAUCCCGAGUAUCAAACAGGCCAUGAAGAGUUACAAUUCCAAGCGUUAUUUUGAUGCAAACGUACAGAUAAGUUCGGUUAUGGAUGCUGCUACAACUUGUGAAGAUGGGUUUAAAGAGAAAAAGGGCGUCAUUUCUCCACUUACCAAGAAAAAUGAUGCAACGUUUCAAUUGUCUGCUGUGGCGCUUUCAAUUAUGAACAUUCUUCAGAGUGAUUCAAAAUGAUCUUGAACGAUUUGAUAUGUAAAAGAUCAUGCCAUAUUCUUAAUUAAUAUAUCUAUUUUUAGCUGUGAAUUAUAUAUAUAUUUUUUAAUAUAAUAUAUCUUCAUAUA